This is a messenger RNA of Aspergillus eucalypticola CBS 122712, 1904 nucleotides long. Its product is annotated as SUMO ligase MMS21. Gene Ontology annotation, biological process: double-strand break repair via homologous recombination; protein sumoylation. Gene Ontology annotation, cellular component: nucleus; Smc5-Smc6 complex. NCBI's taxonomy places the organism in Eukaryota, Fungi, Ascomycota, Eurotiomycetes, Eurotiales, Aspergillaceae. The record is from RefSeq and is a predicted model, not a curated record. The transcript is spliced from 2 exons. Bases 150 to 1904 code for a protein of 584 amino acids. Gene Ontology annotation, molecular function: SUMO ligase activity; zinc ion binding.
AAGAAACCUACACCAUAUACCAUAUACCAUAUACCAUAUGCCCCCUCUUCCACCCUUUUCACCUAUACCAACUACCAACACCCACACCCACUUGAACUACACUCACUACAUCCCUCACUGCCACUCAGAGAAAGGAUAAGACAUCAAAAAUGCCCAAACGCUCCCGCCCACCAGCACCAGCACCAGCACCAGCACCCACCAGCACUCCCCGAAGAAGAGACCGAGAAUCCACCCCCCCUCUGCCCCCCUACGAACCCCCAACCAGCACCCUGACGACCCUAUCGCACCAACCCACCACCGCACCCGCCCUCUCCGCCCUCCUCGCAACACACACCUCCUCCACCCUGAAAACGCAUCUCCAGCACGCCCAGGAGAAACUCACCGAUGCGGCGGGGGAGAUUAACGAGCGGUUAACGGAUGCGAAGGAACGGAGUAAGAAGGCCAAAGAACGGAAAAGAAACUUGCGCUCUCAUACCUCCGGAAAAAAUAAUAACGGAGAGGGGGGAGAAGAAGAAGAAGAAGAAGGGAAUGAAAGUGGGGAUGAUGAUGAUGAUGAUGAUGAUGAUGAUGAUGAUGACAAUGGAAUUGAAGAGUUUGAAGAGAGAGUGAAGGCGACGACGAAGAUCCUGGAGGAGACUAUCCGAGGGGUUAUUGAUAAGGAGGUUAGGGGAGAAGAGGUGGGGAGGGUGAUUGCGGGGUUGGAGGGGGGUGUUGUUGAACGGAUGAGGGUUAGGGGGGUGAGGAGGAGGAGUCAGAGGGGGGUGCAGUUGAGGAGGAGGAGGAGGAGGAGGUUGAGGGGUGAUGGUGGUGGUGGUGAUGAGGAGGAUGGUAGUGAGGAGGAGGAAGAAGAGGAUGGGGAAGAGGAGGGUGGGGAUGUAGAUGAGGAUGAAGAGGGCGCGGUACCGUUCCUGGCGCAGUUUGAGGAGGAAUUACAGGGCAAGAUGGAGGAGUAUAAUGGGUUGAGUUUGACGAGACGAUUGUGGCAGCUACACAACCAACAACUCCUACAUCGGCUUUUACAAAAUCAUCCACGAAGCGAAACACAUCGGCGACGAGAUCCCUCCUCCACCUCACCCAUCAACAUGGUUCUCUCAUCUCGAAGAUCCCCAUUCACAACCUCCAUCCCACCACCCAUCUACCUCCACCACUACCACCACCACAUCUACAUCCACCAGACAAACCAAAACCACCACCACCACCACCCGCUCUCACCCCGCCGCCCCUCCCCCUCCCCCUCUGCUUCCGAAGACGACGAAAUCGCCAUCCAAACCGAACGCAUCUCCCUUAAAUGUCCACUGACGCUCCUCCCCUUCCGCGACCCAGUCAGCAGCACGAAAUGCCCACACAGUUUCGAGCGCGAGGCGAUAUUCACCAUGAUUAGCGGGAGUAAUCAGAUGGUGCCUGAUCCGCGGGGAUCAUCUGGAUCUGCAGGAGGAGGAGGUGGGAGAGCGAGGAAGCGCGUGCGCAGCGUCAAGUGUCCCGUGUGUGAGGUGCAGUUGACGGAGUUUGAUCUGCGGAGUGAUCCUGUGUUGGUGAGACGGGUGAAGAGGGCGGAGAUGGCGGAGUUGAGGGAGAGGGAGAGGGAGAUGUUGGGGGAGAGUCAGGAUCAUGAUGGUGAUCAGGAGGUGGGUGGUGGUGGUGGGGGGAAGAGGAAGAGGAGUGGGAGGAGGGGGAGUGCGGUUGAGGUUGAUGAUGGGGAUGAUGAUGAUGAUGAUAACAGUGGUGAGGAUGAUAAUGAUGAUGGGGAGGAGAGGAUCAGAGUUAAGAGGGAGAGGGGGAUGUCUGUUGCUGCUGCUGCUGCUAGGAUUAAGCAGGAGAGGGCGGGGUCGAUGGUCGGUAUUGAGGAAGUUGAUUUGGAUGGAGAGGAAGAAGGGGAAGGGUAUGAUUCUAUGUAUGAUGAGUGA